AUGUCAUCCGCUCUCGCUCGAGCCCGACAACUCCUCGCAUACUUCAGUAGUUCAAAGCCUCCUACGUCACCGCUAUCCGUCGCAGCAACAGCAACAGCAACAGCAACAACAGCACCCCAAUCAGCCCACCGGACCCUGAUCACCCGGAAGCUCAAGGGGUUGGAGGACAUAAUCUCUUUCACAUCCGUCCAUUGGCAUUUGGGAGAUCUGGGAUGGCGGUUUGCAACCGCUGAGGAAAACCUGCCCGGCGAGAAUACGGGGCCGGAUCCCCAUCAUCAAGGCUUUGAGCAUCUCAGGCAGAUUUAUUUUGAUGUCGAUCCGGAGUACAAAGGGCGGUUUACUGUGCCGACGCUGUACGAUACGAAGACCAAGACGAUUGUCAGUAAUGAGAGCUCUGAGAUCAUUCGCAUGUUUUAUUACGAAUUUGACGAUUUGUUGACGGAGGAGUACAGAAAGGUUGAUCUGUUUCCGGAGCAUCUGCGGAAGGACAUCGAGGCGACUAAUGAAUGGACGUAUAACGACGUGAACAAUGGCGUCUAUAAGUGCGGGUUUGCAACAAAACAAGAAGCAUACGAAAAAGCAAUAGGCCCCUUGUUCUCCUCGCUCGACCGCAUCGAAUCACACUUACAAUCCAAGAUCGCCACCAGGCCCUCCAAAGAUACUCCUACAUACUACUUCGGCGAUACAAUCACCGAAGCAGACAUCCGCCUCUACACCACCAUUGUCCGCUUCGACCCUGUAUAUGUCCAGCAUUUCAAGACGAACAUCCGCGACAUCCGCUCCGGAUAUCCCGCCAUCCACCGCUGGCUGCGUCACUUGUAUUGGGAUAUUCCGGCUUUCAGAGAAACGACACAGUUUGAACAUAUCAAGAGGCAUUAUACGAAGAGCCACUCGCAGAUUAAUCCCUUUGGGAUUACGCCUGUGGGACCAGUGCCGGAUAUAUUGCCCAAGGAUAAAGAGGUUGUGGCUGUGAUGGCGGCGAGAGAGUAA
Histoplasma mississippiense is the source of this 990-nucleotide messenger RNA. RefSeq lists its product as hypothetical. NCBI's taxonomy places the organism in Eukaryota, Fungi, Ascomycota, Eurotiomycetes, Onygenales, Ajellomycetaceae. Bases 1 to 990 code for a protein of 329 amino acids. Gene Ontology annotation, molecular function: glutathione transferase activity. The transcript has 4 exons. Gene Ontology annotation, cellular component: cytoplasm. The record is from RefSeq and is a predicted model, not a curated record.